Messenger RNA from Cebus imitator (Panamanian white-faced capuchin), 2095 nucleotides. RefSeq names its product nucleoporin 62 (gene NUP62). Gene Ontology annotation, biological process: RNA export from nucleus; protein import into nucleus. Bases 334 to 1893 code for a protein of 519 amino acids. The record is from RefSeq and is a predicted model, not a curated record. NCBI's taxonomy places the organism in Eukaryota, Metazoa, Chordata, Mammalia, Primates, Cebidae. Gene Ontology annotation, cellular component: nuclear pore central transport channel; nuclear pore. The transcript is spliced from 3 exons. Gene Ontology annotation, molecular function: phospholipid binding; structural constituent of nuclear pore.
CCCACCCCCAGGGCUCCCUAAAGACGGCCACGAGCUGCGAAAGCGCGGGAAAGGCGGUUGGACAGGGAGAAGCGAGCGGUUACUCACUCCAUGGCUGCGGCAGGAAGAGGCAGCGGUGGCCUCGGCUGAAGAAAGAAGACUCAGUGGUCAGCGGAAACUUGAUGAUAGCAUCGUGGUCCAGCUUGUUUCUCCUGGGGGUCUUUUCCGAGGAUAUUUGGGCUGCCUCCGGAGUCGCAGUGUCCUGAGCCUCAGGAAGAAAUCUUCCCAAGGUUGCAGACACCGACGGAUUUGCUUUGGGAGCCGGAGUAGCUGCCGCCAUCAGAGUCUGGAGCCAUGAGCGGGUUUAAUUUUGGAGGCACUGGGGCCCCUACAGGCGGGUUCACGUUUGGCACUGCAAAGACGGCAACAACCACACCUGCCACGGGGUUUUCUUUCUCCACCUCUGGCACCGGAGGGUUUAAUUUUGGGGCUCCCUCCCAACCAGCCGCAAGUACCCCUUCCACCAGCCUGUUCUCACUUGCCACCCAGACUCCGGCCACACAGACGCCAGGCUUCAGUUUUGGAACAGCAACUCCUGCUUCGGGGGCAGCUGGAUUUUCUUUGGGGACUGGUGCCUCAAAGCUAAACCUGAGCAACACAGCUGCCACCCCAGCCAUAGCAAACCCCAGCAGCUUUGGGCUGGGCAGCAGCAGCCUCACUAAUGCCAUGCCGAGCACCGCCACCUCCAGCCAGGGCACAGCACCCACUGGCUUUGUGUUUGGCCCCUCCACCACCUCAGUGGCUCCAGCCACCACAUCGGGAGGGUUCUUGUUCACUGGUGGAAGCACAACCCAAACCUCCGGUUUCAACAUGGGCUCAGCAGGGAAUUCAGCCCAGCCCACAGCACCUGCCGGGUUGUCCUUCACUCCGGCCACGCCAGCAGCCACCACAGCAGGCACCACUCAGCCAGCUGCGCCCACACCGACGACCACCACCACCAGUGCUGGGCCCACCCUCUUUGCCUCAAUAGCAACCGCUCCAACCUCAUCCGCCACCACUGGCCUCUCCCUCUGUACCCCUGCGACCACAGCAGGAGCCCCUGCCGCUGGGACACUGAGCUUCAGCUUAAAGGCACCCGGAGCAGCUUCCGGCACCUCCACAACAACAUCCACCACUGCCACCACCACCACCAGUAGCACCGGCAGCACCGGCUUUGCCUUGAAUUUAAAACCACUGGCGCCAGCCGGGAUCCCCAGCAAUACGGCAGCCACCGUGACUGCUCCACCUGGCCCUGGUGCAGCCGCAGGGGUGGCCACCAGCUCCGCCAUGACCUACGCACAGCUGGAGAGCCUGAUCAACAAAUGGAGCCUGGAGCUGGAGGACCAGGAGCGGCACUUCCUCCAGCAGGCCACCCAGGUCAACGCCUGGGACCGCACGCUGAUCGAGAACGGGGAGAAGAUCACCAGCCUGCACCGAGAGGUGGAGAAGGUGAAGCUGGACCAGAAGAGGCUGGACCAGGAGCUCGACUUCAUCCUGUCCCAGCAGAAGGAGCUGGAAGACCUGCUGAGCCCGCUGGAGGAGCUGGUCAAGGAGCAGAGCGGGACCAUCUACCUGCAGCACGCGGACGAGGAGCGCGAGAAGACCUACAAGCUGGCCGAGAACAUCGAUGCGCAGCUGAAGCGCAUGGCCCAGGACCUCAAGGACAUCAUCGAGCACCUGAAUACGUCCGGGGCCCCUGCCGACACCAGCGACCCGCUGCAGCAGAUCUGCAAGAUCCUCAACGCACACAUGGACUCGCUGCAGUGGAUCGACCAGAACUCAGCCCUGCUACAGAGGAAGGUGGAGGAGGUGACCAAGGUGUGCGAGGGCCGGCGCAAGGAGCAGGAGCGCAGCUUCCGCAUCACCUUUGACUGAGCCACUGCGGUCCCCAGGGAGCUCCACGGGGGGGCGUGCCCUGUUGUCUAGUGGGAGGUUGCAGCAACAUACUUGUUUCUUGCUUUCCUUUGCGUGACUGUGCCCUUGAGACAGUUGCUAUGUGCUUUGACUUUUUCCACUUAGGAAGUAUUCUGAGCUCUCUGCCCAGGCAACAGCUUCAUGGGUGUGGCUUUCAUUUCAG